Dentiscutata heterogama is the source of this 1524-nucleotide messenger RNA. The record is from the annotation of a GenBank genome assembly. NCBI's taxonomy places the organism in Eukaryota, Fungi, Glomeromycota, Glomeromycetes, Diversisporales, Gigasporaceae.
AUGAAGCCAUCCAAACCAUUAAGGAAAUUCAACAGAAAAUUACCUUUUGUCAGCAAAGCUGAAUCACGCUUAGAAGUCCUAGAGGAUUUCUUGUGGGUAAUUAAUGGAGAGAAUUUACCUGAUAAAUAUUUUACAACAUUUCCUGUUACAUUUCACAUUGUGAUGGAAUAUAACAAAUAUAUUAAUUUCUUGGAUAAUCAAUUGUUUUUUAACCAAGAUACAAAGCUUUACUAUGAUAAAGCAAUUCAGUUUGAGCAUAAAGCUGAAAAAGAAGCUAAGAUUAAUAAGUUAACCAGUUUACUUUAUUGGCAACAUGCUCAAGAAAGUUAUGAAAAAGCAUGUGAUAUGGAUCCUGAAAAUCUGAAUCAUUCACUUGGAUUUGCAAAAUGCUUAUUAAACUUAUCUGAAUACAAGCAAGUUAUCGAUCUUUCUGAUAUAUGCCCUGCAUUAAAUUCUUCGUCAGGAUACUGGAGAUUACGAAGUAUAGCUUAUUUUAAACAUAAAAAGUAUAAAGAAGCUACGUCUUGCAAUACUGAGGCAUUGAAACUAGAUCAUAAAAAUAAUUUGGCCAUUAAAUAUAGAAAGCUUAUCAAAAAAUUAGAUAUAAAAAAUACUGUUAAUUAUCGCAUUGACGGUUAUAAAAGAGAAUUAAAAUUCGAACUAUAUUAUUUUAAAAAUUCUCAUAAUAAUGACUGGAGCAUCGACUGGUGGAAUAAUUGCCGUGGAUUAUCAGUACCAUCAGAGAUAGAAAGUUAUAAUGAUUCAGAUUUAACCCCGAUAUUUUCAGCUUCAGAAUUAUUGAAUACUUAUAAGAACGAUUUUAAAAAAUUAUUCAAUAAAAGGUGUUGUAUCUUUAGCGUACCCAAUAAAGAUAAUCGUUUGGAUAUGUUUACAAAAUAUUUUUAUCAAACAAGAUUAUCACGUUCACUUACUGAAUUAGUUAUUCCUGCGGCAUAUGAAGAUUAUUCAGGAAAAUCGCACUUAUUUACAACCUAUGAUGUUCGUGAAAGUGAAAGUAAAAGUAAUGAAGCAAAUAGCACUUUUGUUGAUGUAUUAAUGGCUACAACAGCUGCACCUACUUUUUUUUCACCCCAUAAAAUCAAGAAUAAGGGUACUUUUCUAGAUAGAGAAAUAUAUCUCAAUAAUCCAGCAUUAGCUGCUUAUGAUGAAGCAAUACGAUAUAAAGUGGCAGAUAAAAAAAUUUCAGUGCUUUCUCUAGGUACAGGAUGUUAUGUACCAGAUCCUUCAUUACCUAAUCUAUACAGAGAUCUACUUUUUUGGCCACAACAUCCUUCUAUGAUUUCUAUACAAGAGGGUGAUAUAGAUCGUGAAAUGUACGAGAAGUUAGAGAAUUGUUAUCAACGGUGGCAAAUCUUUUUUGAAGAACCAAUAAAGUUUGAUGACUGUGAAAGUAUUCCUAAUCUUUUGGAAUUAGGCCAUCAAUAUAUAGAAGAACUUGAUUUUUCAGAUGAAAAUCCCAUUAACAAGUUAAUAGAAUCUUUUGAGUACAAGUGCUUUUUCUAA